Messenger RNA from Triticum aestivum (bread wheat), 1419 nucleotides. RefSeq lists its product as uncharacterized. The record is from RefSeq and is a predicted model, not a curated record. Bases 420 to 1163 code for a protein of 247 amino acids. The transcript is spliced from 2 exons. Lineage: Eukaryota; Viridiplantae; Streptophyta; Magnoliopsida; Poales; Poaceae.
GCUAUGGAAAGAUGUAGCCAUCGUGUCUACACCAAGGGGCAGGGCCUAUACGCAAAGCUCUUAUGCUCUUCCUUGGUGUGUGUGUGUGUCUGUGUAGAGUUUCUUCAUGGUGUGUGUUCCUGUAGCCACUGUAAAGAAGAAAAGGAUUAGGGCGUUCGUGCGCCCGUGGCGGCGUUCGUGCGCCGGCCGGAAAAUCUUGUGUCCACUGUUCUUCUUCUUCCACCUACGUUCGAGUGAGAGCAGAGGUAGCUAGAGGGCUGCGGUUCCAACAAUUGGUAUAAGAGCCACAAGGUUCGAGGGGCGGCCGUGGUGUGCGGUGGCGUCCGCGGCGAGCGCGGCUGACAUGGAGGCAUCGGCUGCGGCGCGCGGCGAGCGCGUGGCGACGGCAACGCGCGGCGAGUCCACGGCUACGCGGUGUGAUGUCGUGCGCACGAAGGGCACGGCGGUCGUGGAGACGAAGGACCUGCGUGGUGGCGCAGAGGUCGCGACGGCUCGACGCGACAACCGUGGAGGCGCGUGGCACGGAGACACGGUGUGGCGGCGCAUGGAGCUGCGGGUUUCGGCAGCGGCAACGAGUGGCGCACGAUGGGGCGCAACGCGGCGGUAGUUGCAUCGGCGGCAGUGCGCCACAGCGGCCGGCGAAGUGGCCGCGUUGCACGGCAUCUGCGGCGGCUCGUGCUGGAAGGACACGAUGGCGUCGGGCGGCAGCAACCAUGGCGACGAGCUUGUCGCGUCGGGCGCGUGUAUGGGCGCGCGCCGGGCGUGUCGGGUCCACGACGUCUGGUGCAGUCGGGCUCGUCGGGCGCGUUCGAUGCGCGUGGGACGUGCGGGACGCACUAAUGCGGUCGGCAUCGUUGGGCGCGUCAGGUGCGCGCGAGACGUGCGGGACACAACGGCGAUGGUGCGAUGUCAUCGUCAUCAUGAAGAGUUGCUGUGAAGCCAACAAGUGUUGCGGUGCGAUGCUGCGGCAAGGUGCGAGUGUACGGCGCUAUGAUGGCGUCGGCGGCGGGGAGAUGGAGUUGUGGCGCUGUGAAGGCGUCAUCAAUCAUGCGGUGAAGCUGCUGCACACAUACGGCAAGAAGGAUGCAUGUACAACUACACGGACUUCAGCGCUGACUCUACUAAACCUUAGUAUCAGGGACCAAACAAAGAGGGGAGAAUAAGUCAAGAAGCAGGAGAAGAACAUGAAGGAGCUUACUAUGGUUCCGUGAGGCUGGCCACAGAUCCAAAGAUAGCGAGGGGGCAGAAUCCGAGCCGUGCGACAUGCGAGAACUGAAGUCAUGGGCAGCACGAUCAGGUUCAUGGCAUGCAAUGAGCGAGCAAAAUAAGUAGCAGGACACCGGGUCGACCUUGUAGAAUAUCAAGGUUAUUAGAACCGCCCUUUCUUAUGAUCAACCUUUAGUUCUGAUGCUUCUCAAG